Molecule: messenger RNA, 1736 nt
Organism: Chaetomium strumarium
Lineage: Eukaryota; Fungi; Ascomycota; Sordariomycetes; Sordariales; Chaetomiaceae
Exons: 1
Coding region: 360-1484 (374 amino acids)
Source: RefSeq, a predicted model, not a curated record
CAUAGUGGCUGAGGCUGGGGCCUAUCGUAACCCCUGCUUUUUGGCGUGAUGGGGCCGUUGGUCGCACUCGGCGCCCACAUUUUCACCAAACUUCUGGGACGGUUUCACAGACCCAAGCCGGGCAAAAUGGAGGCUCUGUGUUUGUGCUCGAGACGAGUGAGAUUGUGAUGUGGCGCCCUGCCUAACCUUUCUGCAUGUGGUUUACGCAUGCAUUGCUUGAGAUUUGGUGCUUCUGCUUUCCCAAAGACUUUCUUCCCAGCUCAUCCACUUCAGCUCGCCGGAACCUUACCCGGGGCGGGGGUCCUAACCGUCAUCGCGCCACCGCGACUCAGACACCCGACUGCAGGUAGAAACAAAAUAUGGCCCGCUAUGGCAGCGAAUUCACAGACUACAUCCGUGGCCCGCGCCGGCCACCGCCCCUGGCCCACAUCCGGGGCUUCGACGACCCUCACCGGCCCCGCCGGCCACGCAACUUGAACUCAGCCUCCCGUCCCGACGACCGCAUCAUCGGCGGCGAAGGGGACGUGGAGGUGCGCAUCGUCAACGGCAUAAUCGACGAGCAGCCCGACCGUCCGCUCAACAUCAACUUCAACUACGGCCCCGUCCACUUCCACCAGACCUGCGCCUGCCCCAACCCGUCCCAGGGGGGGCACACCUGCGCUCCUCUUCCCGGACCAAACGGGAACGGGCCCAUCAGCAGAUCCAAUAUCAGCAGUAGUAGUAUCAGACGACACACCCUCACCUACCCAUAUCAUGACCCUCCUCCACCGGACGACGACAGGCGCCGCCGUCCCGGCCCACCACCACCACCACCACCGCCAUCACGACCAGCACUAGCACGCCCAAGGGUACGCUUCCUCACCCGCUCCUCCGCCGAGAGGAGCCCCUCCCCGCCUCCGGGGCCGUCUUCACGCAACACGGUGAUGAUCCUGCCCUCGUCCGACUCGUCCUCGGAACUGGACGAGCCGCGCACCACCACGGUCACGACUACUCGGACGAGCAUCACCGUUGGAAUCUGCGAGGGCUGUUGGACCCGUCGCCGGCUCGUGUCGGAUGAGUACUGUGCUGAGUGCGAGGACUUCGCCAAUGGUGGUAGUACUAGCGGUGGUGGUGGUGCACUGCCGGCGCGGUCGGUGAGAUCGGCGCUCGGACCUGGGAGGCGGAGGAGGGAUUCUACUCUGGGUGGUGGUGGGGUGAGGUAUGUCACUACUGCUACUGGUAUGGGGAACAGGGAGGAAGAGGCGGUGAGGAGGGAGAUGCGGGAGCGGGCGAGGGAGCGGGAGAGGGAGCGGGAGCGGUGGAGGAGGGAGGCGGAGCGGGAACGGAAGCGGGAGCUGAGGAGUGGGAUUAGACGAGGGGUGAGGUGGGAUGAUGAUGUCGAGGUGAGGGAUAUAGCCCCCGUCAGGGAGAGUAUCUCGCUUUACUCCGGCAGACCCAGGGACGCGGCGCAUUAUAGUGAUUCGGAAGGGGAUAGCGAGUGGUAGGUGCCGGUGUGGAUCGUUUGGAUUUAGUCGUGCAGGAGUCGGAGUAUGGUUGCAAGCGAAGAUAAAAGACAGAACGGUGACGAGCUCACGAUGUUAUGAUCACAUAGACGGCGAGCGCAAGGAACGUCAUCAUAGAGCCUUGGCAGUUAGGUAGUUUGAACGCGUAAGAGAUUUGAGUACUACUAACUAGAAAUCAAAAGCUAAGGGCUCUGGGGUGCAAUACAGCGCGACCUCAGAAGAUAUAAGUGUGGA